ACUGCAAUGGAUUGAUGAGGUUCUUUUCUUACGAGGAGGAGUCCGCCCGCCGUUGUUCCCCAAGCUCCGAGUUCUUGUCUCCCUCCCUCCCCUUGCCCGCCCAGUCCAUGCCCCCGUCCACAUCGCCGUCUCCGCCUCCAAUCUCCCAUGUCCCGGAGGGCCACCGGAACUUCAAUCGCCCAUCACUUGACAAGGGGGAAGGAGGGGAUGCAUUCUGAGGGGUGCUUGGACCCCCCUCCCAUCCACGGCGGCAACCAAAUGCCAGGUUCGGUCCUCCUCGACUUCACGACCCGCAUCGACGACCGCCGGAACGCCACCACCGCCUACUCCCGGACGAGGGACGGCCACAGGAUUCAGGUCACCUUCUGGUCCGCCCUCCCGCCGCCGCUCGUCUCCUACUUCUCUGUCUACUGCCCUGAUCUGGAGCCCGCAGCCUUCCCCAGGGAGCCCGUCAUCAUGGCCACGGAGGAUGACCUCGUCCUCCUCCGCCUAGUCCUCGGCCCUCCAUCCGCCAUCCUGGAGCCAGACAGAUUUGAUUACUUGGUCUACCAGGCCGGCGCCGUGCCGUCGCUCCAUCUCAUCGACCACCCCGGCCCCUCCCGCUUCUUUGGUGAUUACCAAGUCGGCCUCCUGCGUUGCCAUCCCAAACUCGAGCCUACCAAACGUGCCCAUGAUGACGGCGACUUCUACAUUAUCGCUGCACUCUGCUACGCGAUGGUUCCCGGACAUUAUGACCUCCACACUUUCGACUCCAGAUCAAAAGUUUGGGGCACCAGGACGGCCUUGCUGCCCGAACAGCAGCAACGCGGCGAGCAUUCUUCCCAUGUCAACAGCAAGGUCGUUGUGCUUGGAGGAGAAAUGGGCACCAUGGGUUGGGUUGAUCUUUGGCAGGGUAUACUCUUCUGCGAUGUCCUCCUCAAACAGCCUGUGCUCCGCUACAUCACAUUGCCGGCACCGCUCGAUCCUGACAGGAAGUUGCAGGGCUGCCCAAGGUCAGCUCGGGACAUUGCCGUAAUUGAAGGUCGCAUCAAGUAUGUCGAGUUUCAAAAUCACAUUAUACCAGGCUCUGUCAUUGACGGGAACUACAUCGCAAAUGGUUGGACAGCCGUCACAUGGAGCAGGAAGGCUACUACUGAUCCUUUUCAGGACGAUCACUGGCAACAGGACUGCAGGGUUCAUGCUUCGCAGAUCUCUGUAAAAAACAAUCCAAUGGGGUUUGAAUUGCUGCAAAAGUUUUUCGAUGAUCAAGGCACACCUCUGCAUAAACUCCACACAGGUCAUCCCACACUUAGCUUGAAUGGUGAUGAUGUUGUUUACCUCAUGACCAAGGUCCACUACCGGGAAACGGGAGCAUGGGUGCUUGCUGUUGACAUCAGAAAUAGGACACUACAAGGAGUCGGCGAGUUUGUUCUACGGAGAACCCACGGCAUGAAUUUUGCAUAUAUGUGCAGCGGGAUUGGCAAACAUCUGCAUAGUUCUCCAGGUGCAGGUUCAAAGGGUAGCCUGAAUUGAGCAGGGGAUGCCAGCAAUGCUGGUAUUCUUUCUCAAGAAGAAAUCCAGAAUCCCCUCCUGAAUUGGUCAGGGAUGCCAAUGCCCGGACUCUUUCUCAAGAAGCAAUCUGAAAUCCCCUGAAAUCGAUUUGCUAUCCUGCAAUGAUAAACAAAAGCACCAUGAUGCUAGUCAGGAAUACCUUAAAUUGCUUUGCAAGCCUGGGAUUACAUGGAUUAAAGCACCAUGAUGCUGAAGUGGAAGGAGCAGGUGUGAAAUAUUUAGUUUGGGUUGAUAUGGAGCUAGAAUACGAGUUAAUGUGUGUGUUAAGGAGAAUAUUUAGGGUGUUCUUUUAGAAAUUUAUGCUGUAGUAUUAUGCCUUGUUUAAUAAUUUUUUACUAUUAAAUCAGAUCUAAAACAUGCCUGUCAAUGUUUUCAUCCUAUUUUGGCUU
Messenger RNA from Panicum virgatum (switchgrass), 1940 nucleotides. RefSeq lists its product as uncharacterized. The record is from RefSeq and is a predicted model, not a curated record. The transcript is spliced from 2 exons. Lineage: Eukaryota; Viridiplantae; Streptophyta; Magnoliopsida; Poales; Poaceae. Bases 148 to 1512 code for a protein of 454 amino acids.